AAAGAACAUUUCGCUAAGUUGGCUGUUGAUGCUGUUGUUCGUUUGAAAGGUUCGGGCAAUUUACAAGCCAUCCAAUUAAUUAAAAAGUCGGGGGGAACCCUUGAAGAGUCAUUUUUAGACGAGGGUUUCCUCCUUGAUAAGAAACCGGGAGUCCAUCAACCAAAACGCGUGGAAAAUGCCCGAAUUUUAAUCGCAAAUACUCCAAUGGACACUGAUAAAAUAAAAGUCUUUGGUUCUCACAUCAAAGUCGAUUCUAUGGCGAAAAUCGCCGAAUUAGAGUUAGCCGAGAAGGAGAAAAUGAAAGAUAAAGUUAACAAAAUACUUAAACAUAAUGCCAAUGUCUUUAUUAAUAGACAAUUGAUUUACAAUUAUCCUGAGCAAUUGUUUGCCGAUGCUGGCGUUAUGGCUAUUGAACAUGCCGACUUUGAUGGCAUUGAACGUCUAGCUUUGGUCACUGGUGGUGAAAUCGUCUCAACUUUCGAUAACCCCGAGCUUGUUAAACUUGGCAAAUGUGACUUAAUUGAACAAGUCAUGAUUGGUGAAGAUAUUUUGUUACGUUUCAGUGGCGUGCCUUUGGGGGAGGCUUGCACGGUGGUGAUCCGUGGGGCGACUCAGCAAAUCAUAGACGAAGCCGAUAGGUCCCUUCAUGAUGCUCUGUGUGUUCUUGCAGCAACAGUAAAGGAGAGUGGAAUCGUCUACGGUGGGGGCUGCAGUGAGACUUUGAUGGCAGUAGCCGUGAGCAAAGCUGCAGCCAAGACUCCAGGAAAGGAGGCUGUUGCAAUGGAGGCUUUUGCCCGGGCCUUGCUCCAAUUACCGACUAUUAUAGCCGAUAAUGCAGGGUACGAUUCCGCUCAGUUGAUAAGCGAGUUGAAAGCGGCUCAUAACAGCGGGAAUAGUACUGUGGGACUUAAUAUGGAGACGGGAGAACAAGGCGAUAUGAAGAGUUUGGGAAUCACCGAGUCGUUUGUUGUUAAAAGACAAGUUUUGUUGUCGGCGGCUGAAGCAGCAGAGAUGAUUUUGCGUGUUGAUAAUAUUAUUAAAGCGGCCCCGAGGAGAAGAGUAGAGGAUAGGGGACACUGCUAAUUUAACUAAACUGAUGUAUUUUCACUAUUUUUAAUACCGUGCAUUGUAUUAGUUGUACAACUAAUUUUUUUGAUGUAUUUGAAUCAUUAACACGUAAUAAAACUCUUUCAUUUAA
Molecule: messenger RNA, 1198 nt
Organism: Tribolium madens (black flour beetle)
Lineage: Eukaryota; Metazoa; Arthropoda; Insecta; Coleoptera; Tenebrionidae
Gene: CCT2
Product: T-complex protein 1 subunit beta
Exons: 1
Biological process (GO): protein folding
Cellular component (GO): chaperonin-containing T-complex; cytosol
Molecular function (GO): ATP-dependent protein folding chaperone; ATP hydrolysis activity; ATP binding
Source: RefSeq, a predicted model, not a curated record